Molecule: messenger RNA, 4322 nt
Organism: Melitaea cinxia (Glanville fritillary)
Lineage: Eukaryota; Metazoa; Arthropoda; Insecta; Lepidoptera; Nymphalidae
Gene: lqfR
Product: telomere length regulation protein TEL2 homolog
Exons: 12
Coding region: 134-4183 (1349 amino acids)
Biological process (GO): endocytosis
Cellular component (GO): endosome; plasma membrane; clathrin vesicle coat
Molecular function (GO): clathrin binding; phospholipid binding
Source: RefSeq, a predicted model, not a curated record
AUUUGUCUCUCGCCAUUUUGCGAGAAUGUCAGCCAAAUCAUCAGCUCGCUUUUAUAGUUAAUUUUUAUGUUAUUUUCCGUGUAAUUACAGUGAUUUUAUUUUUUAAUACAUCACAUAACAACUGUGCAGUGAAAUGGAUCGAUUUAUAAGCAUGUGGAAAGUCCGGGAGCUGGCGGACAAAGUGACAAAUGUGGUGAUGAACUACACGGAAGUCGAGGGCAAGGUUCGGGAGGCGACAUCCGAUGAAGCCUGGGGUCCCACGGGCCAGCAAAUGCAAGAACUGGCGCUGGCCACGUUCACAUACGAGCACUUCCCCGAGGUUAUGUCGAUGCUCUGGAGACGGAUGUUGCACGAUAAUAGGGCUCAUUGGCGACGCACUUACAAGUGCCUGCUAUUGCUGAGCUACCUGGUUCGCAACGGAUCGGAGCGCGUGGUGACUUCAGCUCGGGAACACCUCUAUGACCUCCGGUCCCUUGAGAACUACACCUUUGUGGAUGAGCUGGGCAAGGAUCAGGGUAUAAACGUGCGACACAAGGUACGGGAACUGAUCGACUUCAUCCAAGACGAUGACAAGCUGAGAGAGGAACGUAAGAAAGCCAAGAAGAAUAAGGACAAGUAUAUCGGCAUGUCGUCCGAAGCCGUCGUGUUGGGGGCGCGAGGAGGGGGCGGCUGGGGGGAGUACAGCGACCGGGGGACCUCGUGGGAUGAGAAUAAGGAGAGGAACGACGAGGAUGAUUAUGAGAGAGAAGACUCGGACGGUGACUACGGACACCGGAAACCUAACAAAGAGAACGUAUACCGUGACGCAGAGGUGUUAGAGGAGAGCCCGCCACGCGCUAAAGUCUCACGAGAGCCUCGCCCACUCAAUAUUAGUCUACGCAGCCCCGCUAGAGCUAAACCCGCGACACCCGCCAAGAAGAUCGACUUGGGAGCCGCUGCUACAUACGGCAAGACAACAACGGCAGCCACUGUUGACAACGCUCCAGCGACAAAUAAUUCUCAAGAGUUGCUGGACGAUCUGUUCAAGACUUGUGGGGGGCCCGUCCCCACCCCCACCCCCACACCCAGUAACAAUAGUAUCUCUACUAACCUAAUUGAAGAUGAUUUUAAUCCCAGAGCGGAAGAAAACCCGCAACCGGGGAAAAACGAGGAAUUCGGGGACUUCGCCGCCGCCUUCGGUGCUUCGCCCGCCGUCACCCCUGCGACACUUGCGCCCUCUAACAUGGCAACACUGACGACGCUAGCGACCCCCACGCCUGCCUCCGACGGGGGUUUUGCAGAUUUUAGUGCUUUCACUGGCACGACGCCUACUCCAGCUCCAGUUCCAGCGAACACCUCGAACCUAUCACUCCUGACCGAUCUGGACCCUCAACCCCUGAGCUUCGACCUUGACAGCAUCAGCUCACAAUUGGCUACCACAACAUUACAGCCUACAGGAGACGGUACGGAGCUAAAGCACAGACACACACCCAUGCAACGACGUCUUACCGAAGCGGUGAAACAACUUAUAGACACUCUCCGAGCCAUUGACAGGAUAAAAUCUCAAGACGACGUUUUAAAUAUACUUAAUUCAAUUGAUAUCGUUAAAAAAUUACUCCCCGGACCCAUCACUAUACAGAAAUUAGACAAUACCGACCCCAGGAUAUUCGAUAAAGAAUUGACGGAUCUGUAUUCUCAACUACUCGGGACCAUAGUCAGGGUUAUAUUGCCCCAGUGGCCCGCAUUCAGAGAUGAGGUUACUUAUUUAUUCAUUAUAGAGGAGGGUUUUUAUCUCGGUCAUGAUAUAUUGACAAAUCUGUGUGGUUUCCUGAAGCAGGAUAGGAGCAAUCCGGUCAUUGAUGGCUUAGCCCACAUAGCCUUGGAAUAUACUAAAAGCGAUGCGAUUCUGGCCUCGAUUAUAGACUGUAGCGGUCGGAUUCUAGAGGAUUAUGAUAGAGAUACGCUUCAAGCGGAGUGGGAAUGCUACGUCCAGCUACUGGCCACGCUACCAGAGCGCGUAGCCAAUAGACUGGAGACCAGGUCGCCUAAGGAAUUCUCCCAUGAAAACUAUUCCUGUCUUCUCCUGUUCCAUAUUGUCAGAUGUAUAGACUAUAUGUCCGAGAGUAGCUUCCAUCUUGGCACUCAGUAUGACCUGACUUAUCUUUCUCAUUUAAUGUCGAAAUUCAUAACAAAUUACAGCCUGAGUAACGCGGAGGGCGUUUUCAAAUUCAUCGACAUACUGAUAGCCUGGACGGACAACCACAAUACGGAUCAGUGUAGAUACGUACGCAGGAAAUUGAUACAGACUUUACUGGGCAAGUUGAAUAGGCAAGCUAUAGAUAAAAUGUCCCUAAUCCUCCUUACUCGCAGUCCCAUCGACUACAAAACUAAGGACCAAGCCAUACGGAACGUACUCGGUAACAACUUAGACACAAACAAGGAUUGGUAUGAUAUAUUAACCUUCAGGAUACCAUUCUACGUUCACCCUAAAGACUUUAGAGACACGAGGAUACCAGAAAACCUUGUAUACUACGUAUCGACAAGCAAGAACUCUGUCCAAAUUUUAACGGAGAUGGUCCUUAGGCUGAGUAGGACGUGGGCAGAUGUUCAUCUCAAUAACGUAGUGAAUAUAGACCAUCACAUGCAUACUGCAGUACUUUUAAUACUGGCUGUGAGAUACCGCUUGGCGCUGUGGAGACGGAGACAGGGACCCUGGAACACCAUGGAGCUCAAGAGGAUCCUCUACAAGGGUAUGUCUAAACAUUUGGACAUAGUGUCACAAGAGUUUCGCUGUGUGGGUACGGCCACUAUCGAGUUAAUCUUGAAAAUGUUGCUUGAAGUAGAUGACUCCGAUAGGAAGGCUGUAGAAUGCCUCAACUUCGACUUCGAGAAGUUGGGUCAAGUGUGCGUCGAUAUAUUUAACACGUUACAGGCGGUCACCCAGAAGUGUCUCAUCGAUGAUAAGUCCAAGAAACCCACUGCGGAAGCGAGGGUUAUCGAUCUCAAAAGUAACUUAGAUGAAAUAGCCGACAAAGUUUCGGGGAAAGUAGAGAAGCCUGUUCAUAAUACAAUAGUGACGUGCGCCGUCAAGGGCCCCCAGCAGACUAAGGAAAUAGUCAAGACAAUUAUAUCUGCGAAACUGGACGCGCUAGAAAAAACUGGGAAAAGUGAAGACUUAGACUCUGACGAUGAUCUCCAGCCCUACGAUAUGAGCAACGACGUCACAGUCGCGUCGAAGAAAAAGCCGAAGUUCUUGAAAGAUCUCAUUGAAAUAAUCGUCGAGGCGAAAGAUCUAGAAUCAUUCGAGGCGGCCGUUACGACCGCAGAAAAUUUAAUAACUAAACAGCUGAAAAACGAAAGUGAAACCCUAGCGAUCGAACUUUUAGACACGUUCGUGCAUUUGGAUGAAAAAUUCCAUGUGGACGGCUUCAAUAAUAUUAAAUUGAAAACUUGCGUGGCGAUAGUUUGUAGCCACCCUAAAGUUUGUGCUGAACACUUGUGUAAGGAAAUACACGCCGACGUCGGUCGGUACUCGAUAGCCACUAAAAUAUUCAUGUUAGACGUUUUUACGGAAGCGGCCGAAACAAUCGCCGACUUGAAGCCUGAAACUGAGGAAAAACCGAAGAAGGGCGAGACUCAGACCAAAGAACUACCGCGCGAAGAGAUAUUAAGGCGGCGUUUAUUAAAAAAGACGAAGUACUACCACACGAAACGAUCACAUCCCUUAUCAAAGGCGAAGAAAAACAUGUUCGCAGCGGUCUCGGACCACUUCUUCUAUCCUUUGAUUAGUGGCUUCGGUUACCGUCAACUAACUUUGAGUCACCACAACAUGAAACAGGAUAUUGACAAAUUACUUCUUUUGCGAUACAUGUCUGCGGUCGGAACUAUCAUUCUAGUUUCCAAAAAUUGUCCAAAAUGCCCAGUAUACUGCAGAGAGAUUUUACAAAUGGUCUUGUAUUUGAGAUUUUCCCCAGACCCGAAGAUACAGACGGCUGUCCUCUCGAUAAUAGCCUCGAUAGCUGUAGCUUUACCCGAGUCAUUCUUAAAAGGCGAAUACUACGAGGUUAUGAUGGAAUUAUCCUCGUGGCUGGUGGACUGUCUAACAAAUGCCGAUCUAACUCAUCGACUUGGGGGUCCAAAAUCCGACGCUGCCAUUUUUGCUGCAGAAGUUUUGCACUUACUAGAAUCCGUUCUCUCUGAAUAAUUCCAAGCUGUAAUUAGUCGACAUAACAGUAGUUCGUAAGUUUAAUUGUAAUUUAAUGUUUCGUUUAGCGAUAGUUGUCCUAAUUCUCUGUAAUACCCACCGUGAUUCGGCGAUCUGUGAAUAAAAUUUUUUCUCGACA